CGUCUCUGCUGGAUUUUUCCUCUUGUCUGUUGAUUCACUGUGUUCCUGUUGGGAAUCUGUGUCGUCUGGGGCUGGAUGGACAAGCCAAAAGAAAUCAAAGGGAAGUUCUACUUUCUCAUCAUUGCUACCCUCAUCUUCAUCCUCUGUAUCGCUGUGAGAACACCCAGGACGUACAGGGCCGUCCCACAGCCACGUGGGGCUCUGAACAUGGCUUGCCCGUUGCGGAUCUCUGAGCGGACCAUCACCCCCCUGAACCGCACCAAGCACUUACUGGUGUCGGCCUACAUGGACCAGAGAGUGGAUGGCUUCGAUGUACGCAUCAUUGGAAUAUUUAAGAGAGACUCCAUCCAACCCCUUUACUGUGUUUUCUGCUGUGCAGGCCAGUUAUCAAAUGCAAAUCCAGGAACAAUUUUACAACACUCGGACAACUUUGGUUUUCCCUACGUCACUACGGAUGUAAUGUGUCAGAUUCCUCAAAACUGCAACGCUACACAUGUCAGUCUCCUGACUCAGCCAGGCAGAGAGAGGGUCUUUAACCAGACCUGGCUUCCUAUAGGAAACCAGAAAACCAAAGGGAAGGAGGAGGAAAAGUUGCUGUUUAACUUCACAGUCUGCAUCUCAAACCUGUUUGGAGACUACAACAACGUGCUUCAGUUUGCACAGACCCUGGAGAUGUACAGGCUACUGGGUGUGAACAGGGUGGUGAUCUACAACACCAGCUGCGGCCCAGACCUCGACCGCCUGCUGCAGAGCUACAGCCAGGAGGGCUUCGUGGAGAUGGUGCCCUGGCCCAUCGACCAGCACCUGAAUCCAUCUCGCGGCUGGCUCUUCUCACAGAGCGGGGGGGACGUGCACUACUUCGGUCAGUUGACCACGCUUAAUGAGUGCAUUUACAGAUCCAUGGACCGCUCACGCUACGUCCUGCUGAACGACAUCGAUGAGAUUAUAAUGCCAUACAAGCACAACAACCUGAUGUCUCUGAUGGAGAUGCUCCAACAACAGCAUCCAAAUACAGGAGUGUACCUCAUUGAGAACCAUAUCUUCCCCAAGAAACAUUUUGAGCCAAGUGGGAGGUUUCACCUGUCUCGAUGGAACGGGGUGCCGGGAGUUAAUAUUCUUGAGCACAUCUACAGGGAGGACCCCGACAGAGAGUCAUACCACCCACACAAGAUGAUAGUUAAGCCGAGGUUGGUGGAGCAGACGUCAGUGCAUGAAGUGAUCAAGAAUUCUGGACAACGGUUCAAGGUUCCAAUGGACGUUUGUCGGAUCAUUCAUGUUCGCGUGGCUCUGCGGCAGUCGUUGACGCUGGAGCAGCUCAAUGAGGACAAGCGACUGUGGGACUUCCAAGAACAACUGAUUCCCAGUGUGGACAAGGCGCUGAGGAGAGCUGGGCUGGGGCAGAGCUGAUGGACAGACGUGCUGAACGGGUUGAAUGUGACCCUCGCCAGUGGUGGCCAUGUCACUACCAUUGUUUUCCAAAAUGUCGUCCUUUUUUGCACUGAAGGGCCACCAUACUGCCGGUGCUACUGCUAUGAGCUACACUGAAUUGACUGUUUAAUAGUAGUAAAGGUAAAUCAGUAGCAGUACUUAAUUGAUGCUCAUUGAAAGUGUGGUUGUGUGAAUGUUGUGUCACAGGAUGGUGCAGCGGACCUCAGUACAUGAAGAACAUCUUGUUCCCAACCGGUGGGUUUGUUCUAUGGGAAAACCUUAAAUUUAAA
This is a messenger RNA of Anarrhichthys ocellatus (wolf-eel), 1718 nucleotides long. RefSeq lists its product as uncharacterized. Lineage: Eukaryota; Metazoa; Chordata; Actinopteri; Perciformes; Anarhichadidae. Gene Ontology annotation, molecular function: glycosyltransferase activity. The record is from RefSeq and is a predicted model, not a curated record. Bases 76 to 1407 code for a protein of 443 amino acids. Gene Ontology annotation, cellular component: cytoplasm. The transcript has 5 exons.